Molecule: messenger RNA, 2568 nt
Organism: Amphimedon queenslandica
Lineage: Eukaryota; Metazoa; Porifera; Demospongiae; Haplosclerida; Niphatidae
Product: laccase-1-like
Exons: 2
Coding region: 40-2496 (818 amino acids)
Molecular function (GO): copper ion binding; oxidoreductase activity
Source: RefSeq, a predicted model, not a curated record
UCAGCUUUUGAUAAACAUUAAACACUUUCACUUGAAAAGAUGGCGUUACUUUUGAUGGAAUUCUCUCUUAUAACUCUAUCACUUCUCUCAUCCUCUGUCCUCUCCUAUCGACAGUACAAUGUCCCUUGUACUCCAUUCACUCCUUCUUGUGUGUGUCCUCUAAUGGAUGAAGCCGGAAAGAAAGUGGAGGUCUGUCUCUUUUCUCUCAAAAUUCAGACUCUUCGAUCCUUUACCAGCUACUACCUGCCUUCAGAGCUGGAGGGGAGAGUCGGUCAUGGCAGUAACUGGUACAUUAACUCGACCAGUGGGGAGUUCUUGCCAUCGACAAAUUCUAAAGGAAAGUGUAACAAAGCAGAGAAGCUAAUGGCUUCUGGUACCUGCUCCAUUCCUUCCUCGUUAGAUGGCUACACAUAUCGUCCCUUUAUUGCCGUCAAUGGACAAUUCCCUGGACCUACGCUAAUUGUUCAUUAUAAUCAGACGUUAACGAUAAACGUGUCAAACUGGUUAAGUGGGGAAACUGUAGCGAUACAUUGGCAUGGGUUAAAUCAGAGAGGAACGAAUUGGAUGGAUGGGGUCCAAGGUCUGACGCAGUGUGGGUUGGAGCCGGGACAAUCAUUUAAGUACAUAUUCCAGGCCGAUCCCCCAGGUACGUAUUGGUAUCAUGGACAUAGUGGUUCGUUGAGAGCUGAUGGACUUUUUGGAGCUCUCAUAAUUAAAGAAGACAUGGAGACUCUAAAUAAAGUGAGAGAAAAAACUGGACUUAAUUUCACUGAUGAUCCCGACCAUCACACUGUGACACUUUUUGACCUUCAGCAGUUCACUGCAAGUCAAGUCCACAGUCUUGUACACAGUGCUCCUUCAAUUGAUUCAGAGACCUCUAAAGGGACAGAAAAGGUAGUUGAAAUUGAUCAUGGUGCCACUGAAGCUUCACACAUACCGUUUUGGUCUGGCUUGAUUAAUGGUAAAGGACGUCAUCCUAAUACCAGCUAUGCAAGCACUAGAUUAAGCAUAUUUAGUAUCUCACCCUCUCGUUUGUAUCGGUUUCGUAUCAUUGGAUCCCAAUCAGUUUAUAGCUACCUCUUCUCAAUCGAUGAGCAUUCAAUGACUGUACUUGCAACCGAUGGGUCAUUUGUUGAACCAAUGUUAACAGACUAUCUGAUAGUGUCAUCAGGCGAGAGAUACGAUAUAUUAGUACAGGGCAAAGGGAUUGAUGACUUAAAUGAGAGAACUAGUUUUAUGAUAAGAGCAAGAACGCUUGAGCCAAUUCCUAAUUCCAAUGUUCACGAUCCUUUGCUGUACAGGGCAGAUCACACUGCAGAAGCUCUGCUACACUAUGAUGUGUCUCCAGAACCCAAUUCAACUCAAUAUACUAACAUUGCUCUCAAUUCUAUACCAAUUGAUGAUAAGUGUACCGAAGGGGACCCAUGCUUUGUUCUUAAUUGCCCAUUUCCUUCAUUCCCUCCAUCUUAUAACAUUACUUGCUUGCAUGUUCACCAGCUCAAGCUAUUAUAUCCAUCACCAAAUGAAGACUUACCUCAUGUUGUUCCUGAUAAGAGAGUGUUCCUUAAUUUUGCUUUUAGCGGCUAUGAUGGAAUGAGCUUAGUGAAUGCUAGGAAUUUCAAAAUGCCCAUUGCUCCUCUCUCUUUAUUAAAUUCUUCUGAAUUGGACGUUGCCAGAAAAAAGACAUUCUGUAAAGAUGUGAAGAAUUCUUCGUUAUGUGAUUCCUUUUUCUCACCUUCCUGCCUCUGUACUAAUGUAAAGACAGUCUCAUUCAACCAGUCACUGCAAAUGGUUUUCUCUGCUCUUGGCCCUAACCCAGACAACGUUUUGCCAUUCUUUAAAUCACACCCUAUACACCUUCACGGACACCAGUUUAAAGUUGUUGACGUUCAGUUUGGUUCUUAUGAUAGUACAGGUCGUCUCAGUAGAGGCAAUGCAGAUAUUGACUGUGGCGGAAGCCAUUUGUGCACUGUACCAGAUUGGAAGAGUGGCCGAGAUUAUUCCAUUGGUAGAGAGGGCAAGGUUGAUCCUUUAGCUCCUCUUAAAGAUACCAUUCAAGUCCCUGCUGGUGGUUAUGUCGUGGCUUAUGUAAGAACUAUUAAUCCAGGCCAUUGGUUUCUUCACUGUCACAACGAUCAUCAUCUUAGUACAGGGAUGGGAUCUGUUUUAAGCGAAGCUAUUGAUAUGUUACCUCAACCUCCAAUAGAGAUGAAGAGACAAUGUUAUACAUUACUGGAUGUCACUUCUGAUUGUAUAAAUGGAACGAUAAGUGAAAAUGGGCAUAUAUGUCACCGUGAAGGGAGUGUUUCAUUGGGAGCAAUUUUUGGACUAUUUUUCCUCAUACUAGUGUCAUUAGUACUAUUAGCUGCUGCAAUAACUCAUCUCUGCUAUUGUAUUAAAUGUUGCAAAGCUAAGAAGCAUGAUCACAAGGGUGCUUCAGUUAGCUUAUUGAUGACUAGAUUAGAUGGCUCAGACUCAUCAGAAAACGAAACGUAAAUUGGCUAUAAAUCAUUUAUCAACCAAAAAUAAUGUUUUUGAUAAUUUUAACUUAUUGUAUUAUUAUUAUUA